Lolium rigidum is the source of this 1365-nucleotide messenger RNA. Its product is annotated as aspartic proteinase CDR1-like. Gene Ontology annotation, molecular function: aspartic-type endopeptidase activity. Gene Ontology annotation, cellular component: extracellular region. Lineage: Eukaryota; Viridiplantae; Streptophyta; Magnoliopsida; Poales; Poaceae. The transcript has a single exon. The coding region runs from base 1 to 1365 and encodes 454 amino acids. Gene Ontology annotation, biological process: proteolysis. The record is from RefSeq and is a predicted model, not a curated record.
AUGUGUCGCGCUCUCCUGCUCUUUGCUGUCGCCCUGACAGUGCAAGUGUGCGGAUGCAUGGCGUACGUCGGUGUGGCUGACGGGUUUAGCGUCGAGAUCAUCCACCGGGACUCUGUCAAGUCUCCGUACCACGACCCAGCGCUCACCGCGCACGAGCGCGUGCUCGCUGCCGUCCGGCGGUCCACGGCACGCGCCGCGGCUCUUGCGCGUUCCUACGUCGGCGGCGAAGGCGCUGUGUCCGAGGUCGUGUCGAGGCCAUUCGAGUACCUAAUGGCCGUCAACGUCGGCACGCCACCUAGCCGGAUACUCGCCAUCGCCGACACCGGCAGCGACCUCGUCUGGUUCAAAUGCAAACCUCCGACAGCAGCCACCGGGGCUGCGCCGCCGAGCACCGUGUUCGACCCGUCCUCCUCGUCGACGUUCGGCCGCGUGGGCUGCAACUCCAGCGCUUGCCACGCGCUCUCCAGAACCUCCUGCGACGCCAGCUCCAACUGCCAGUACCUCCUGUCCUACGGCGACGGUUCCCAGACGAGUGGCCUCCUCUCCACCGAGACUUUCACCUUCGAAAGCAUUCCCGGCGGCUGCUAUGGGUGCCGCGACAAUCCGAACGUGCUAGUGCCGAAUGUCAACUUCGGAUGCUCCACGUCAACGAACGGCACGUUGGUCGUCGACGCAAUCGUCGGACUCGGCGCCGGAAACAACUCCCUCAUCAACCAGCUCGGCGCCGAUACCUCCCUAGGCCGCAGGUUCUCCUACUGCUUAGUCCCCUACACCAUGAAGAACGCCUCCUCAGCGCUCAACUUUGGAGCCCGCGCCACCGUGACGGAGCCGGGCGCUGCCACCACGGCGCUAGUCCGCUCUGAUUUUGAAGCCUACUACACAGUCGAGCUCGAGUCCGUCAGGAUCGGGAACGCCUCCUUCCAGCACCUUUCCCGCGUCAUCGUCGAUUCCGGAACGCCGCUGACGUUCCUCGACAAGGAGCUUCUAGACCCCAUGGUGAAAGAGCUCACCCAGCGGAUCGGUCUGCCAACUGUGCAACCGCCGGAGAAGCGGCUGCAGCUUUGCUACGACGUGAGGGGGGUUUUGAGCCGGUAUUUGUUCAACAAGAACGUCCCGAACGUGACGCUGCAGCUUGCUGUCUUCGGCGUAGCAGUGACGCUGAAGGCUGAGAACACGUUCGUGGAGGCGCAGGAGGGGAUCAUGUGCUUGGCGAUGGCGCCGGUGACGGAGGACCGUCCGCGGUCCAUCCUCGGGAACCUUGCGCAGCAGAACAUGCACGUCGGCUACGACCUCGACAAGGGUAGGAUCACCUUCGCCCCUGCUGACUGCGCCAGCUCCUACAACUCCCCACCCGUGCAUGGUUGA